AUGCAAACAACAGCAAAGCCUUCAACCACCCCAACAAAGUCACCUCAUGUAGAUCAUUCCCUGUUCCAUCACUCUCAUCGUAAACACCAUUCGGAGCCACACCAAGAAGAAGCAACACAUUCCUCUCAGCAACAACAACAAACAACAAAUUCAUUUACUUCUCUAAAUUCAACGUUGUGGUGUUCUAUUUGUCUCAAAAAGGCUGAAGAACACAUACCAGCAAUCACCUCGUGUCAAGAAUGUCAAGUCGAACUUUGCAAAUUUCAUACAAAAACACAUUUUAAAAAACAUGAAUCACAUGUUUCAAUUUCUCUCAUCAACAAUGAAGAUGAAACAAGACACCAAUACUCUAAUGCUGUUUUGAAUGGAGAGAUGAAUAGGAUAUUAACAGAAGGAAAUAAUUCUCUCCAUUCUUCUCAAAGUCACCGUCGUCAUUGCGUCAUUCACUCAUCGAGUAUUAACACAUUUUGCAAGACUUGCGAACAAUUAAUUUGUGCAGCUUGUAGUGUUCACUCUCAUAAAGGGCAUGAUUUAUAUUUGAUUGACAGUAUCGAGAAGGAAGAACGAGAGAAAUUGAAUGAACAAUUACAACUACUCAAAAAGGAAAUUAUUGUAUUCGAAAAUGAACAUUCUCUGGAUGAUGCAACUGUGAACAAUGAAUUGGAAAUGAUUGAAGAAAUGAAUUUGAGGUUGAAACAACAAGGUCUCAAUUUAUUUGAAAAGUUAAAAACCAUGAUUGAAACACAACAGGAAAAGUUGAAUCAAUCCAUUGAUGAAAUGUGUGAAAACCAUAAAUGUAUCAUUCACCAUAUUGUGGAGUUGAAAGUCAAAUUAAUGUCAAUGUUGGGAGAGUUUGAUCAAUUACAUCAAUUAAGUGGUCUUGAAAUGAUGGAAAAGAAACUUGUGAACUUUAAAAAAGUGGAUGAAUUAUUUCAAGAAUUGAAAAGUAGAUGCAAGUUUGAGAACAUGAGCGAAUUGCAUGGUUAUGAGUUAGUCGAUACAAAGAGUUCGUUUAAAAUCAUAGAGAAGGAAAUUGACAAGUUUAGUAACAUUGUGCACUCAAUCAAACCAAAAACAACUCCAAGAAAGUUAGAUUUUGUGUCGAACUUAACCGAAAGCACAGUUUCCAACGAUUCCUUAUCGAAUCCAUAUGAUGUGAAACUCUCCUAUGCUUGUAAUUGCAUCUUAAUAAGUGAUUAUUUCAAUAGUCGCAUCCAAAUUUAUGAGUUGGAGACAAAACAAUUCAAAACGACCAUCAAAACCAUUUCUCGACCUCAUUGCUUGUGUAUUGAGACUAAUUACAAUUCCCAUUUCAGUGACGCCUUACUUGUGGGAUGUAGCGAUCAUUCUGUGUACAAGUAUGAUUUGAAGUCUCUAGUGGAUGCCUCUGUGAAUAAGAGACCUCACCAUGAUUCCUUAAUUUGGAAACAAUCGGAACAGCUCGAGUAUCCUGCUGGAAUGUUAGUGACUUAUCAAUAUUUACGAAAUUUAAGCCCAACCUCUCCAGUGACAUCGCGACAACAACAAGAUACUCUCAGAAUUGUUUAUGUUUGUGACUACACUAAGAAUUGCAUUCAUCUUAUUCGACUACAAGAUGGAGAAAUCAUUUGUCGAUUUGGCUUAAAUGAUGGAAUCGUUUUGCAAGGUCCAUGGGGAAUUGAUAUGAACGAACAUGGGGAAAUUAUCGUUGGAGAAACAGGUUUCAAUAGAAUUCAAUUUUUGAAACCAGACGGUAUGGGUUCUUAUGUCUCUCUCAAAAGUUUUGGACAGACUGGAAAUGGAAAUGGACAGUUCAAUUUUUUGAGAGGUGUUGUUUAUGAUCGAGCAUGCAAGCAAAUUUUGGCUUGUGAUUUUAGUGGAAGAAGGAUUCAAAUUUUUGAUAGAAAUGGUGAAUAUUUAACAAGUUAUUAUGAUCGAGUUCAGGGACCCUAUAAUUGUUGUAUUCAUGAGCUCACUAGAGAAGUGUUUGUUGCAGACUAUUCAAAAAAGAGAAUAUUCAUUUUCAAAUGA
Messenger RNA from Naegleria fowleri, 2010 nucleotides. RefSeq lists its product as uncharacterized. NCBI's taxonomy places the organism in Eukaryota, Heterolobosea, Eutetramitea, Acrasida, Naegleriidae. Gene Ontology annotation, molecular function: protein binding; ubiquitin protein ligase activity; zinc ion binding. Bases 1 to 2010 code for a protein of 669 amino acids. The transcript has a single exon. Gene Ontology annotation, biological process: protein polyubiquitination; negative regulation of translation; proteasome-mediated ubiquitin-dependent protein catabolic process. The record is from RefSeq and is a predicted model, not a curated record.